GUUUUCAACACCGCCGGCGAUGGUCUGGAGUCCAGCUUCACGGAGCAGACCACUUUCAAAUCGGCACCCGAGGACUUUCCCACUUUAGUCAAGCUGAAUGCCACCGAUAGGCCAAACACCAUCCUGGUUAGUUGGGUGGGCAUCCAGGCCAGAGCGACCGAGGAGUCGAUCGAGGGCUACAAGAUACGUCAUUGGCCGGCCGGAGCAGACUUCAAGUACACCCUGGUUGAUGUGGACGUGGGGCUCAGCACGUUUGGAUACAUCGGUGGCUUGAGCUCAGACACGCGGUACAACGUUCGUGUGUUCGCCUACAGUCGCGGUGGCGUAGGCAGGAUGAGCUCCCCCGUUGUCCAGUUUCAGAUAAUUCCCAAGGCACUCUGCAAACCCGGUGCCUCUUGGGGUAGGCUAUUGUGCAUUACUCCUAAGAAGAAGACAAAUUAUUUCUAA
Messenger RNA from Protopolystoma xenopodis, 447 nucleotides. NCBI's taxonomy places the organism in Eukaryota, Metazoa, Platyhelminthes, Monogenea, Polystomatidea, Polystomatidae. The record is from the annotation of a GenBank genome assembly.